GAUACAUCUUAAAUUGUUGUUUAGCUGAUUUAGUGACAACAACACACUUUAUGCAACAUCAUGUCCGGUCAUGAAUUACACAGGGAAGGAAAUAAAUGAAAGACUAAUGAACUCGAAUUAGGAAGAUAUUUUAAAAAUCACAACGUUUCAAGUUCAGAAUCAGUACAUUCAAUUUAGAAUGAUAUGUUUGUUACAUAUGAGAUUUAUAUGGAUUAUUUUCUUCUUUUGGAUAGUGACGGCGUUGGCUGAAAGAAGAAACAAGACAGAAGACGCAUGUUCUGACUGGACGCUUACUGGUGGCCGUAUAGACAAAGAGGGCUUUAUUGAGGUCAGUUAUCAGGGCGAAAGGGUAAACUUGUGUGCGGAUACGUCACAGAACUUAGAGGAAGUGUGCAGAAAAUUAGGAAGGUCUGUGGAUGAAAGUAGAAAUGUCUUCAGUGCUAGUCGGAAAGAGAAAGCCAUUUCUUUCAUAAAUGUUGCAAAUAGAUGCGGCACAAUGGAAAAGAAGAAAAACACUUGUGGUGGAGAUGUGGUCAUUGACUGUUGCCAACCUGCGUGGAUCUGCUGCAUUGAUCGAACGAAAUAUGAAUAUUGCAGCGCAACCUGGAACGAGACUUUGGAUAUGCCAUGCCACCCUGUAUACGGAAAACGGUUUACUUACAGCCAGAUUCGAGGAAGAAAAUUUGGCAAAAAGAUCAACUAAACAUCGGCAUGGACGAAAUCAGUGCUGGUUAAGCAAAUAUCUAAAGAUGUUUCCAGGAAAAACUAGAAUUGCAGUCUUGGGAAAGAUAGCUUAAGUCAAUGUUCGAACGAGUGUUUAAACAGCAAGAAUGUGACUAGAUUAUACGUUGGCUCAAAUAGAACGUGCGUAUGCUCUGGAAGACCACAGCAAAGUGACACAGAAUGUUACAAUGAGCUACAGAUUAUAGAUUAUACAACAAAAUCUGACACAACAGAACCUGGAGAACGACCUAUAUUAUGUAUCGCGGCAGAGAUGAUAAGCGGGGCAAUAACAUUUACAGCUGAAGACUGUGAAGAAUUCUUGCAACCGCUCUGCUUGAAAGAAUUCAUCACAACAACCACGUUAUAUCAAACAACAACAUUAAUGAAGGGUGGUUGUAGAGCCAUCCCCUGAUGGUGAAGCCACACUUCUGCAGUACCUGCGACGAAAGUUGCUGCUGCCAGGGACAAAAGAAGGGUGUGGUCAUGGAGGAUGUGGUUCCUGUACAGUGAUGGUAUCCAAGCUGCAUCACAACUCCAGCAAGAUCAUACACUACACAGUGAAUGCAUGUUUAUUCCCACUAUGUGCGGCUCACGGAUCGGCUAUCACAACGGUAGAGGGUGUCGGCAAACCCAACACCGGAUUACAUGAUAUACAGAAAAGGUUGAUAGAGUCUCACGCAUUACAGUGUGGUUUUUGUACCCCAGGGUUUGUGAUGUCAGCAUUUGCUCUGCUUAGAAACAAUCCCCAUCCCUCAAGAGAUGAUGUGGAAAGAGCUCUUGAAGGUAACCUGUGUAGGUGUACUGGUUACAGACCUAUUCUGCAAGCAAUGGAACCAUUUACUAAGGAAUGCUGUCCUAUGGGAGAACAGUGCUGCAAGAAUCAACAACAGUCAGACAGCCAGGCACCGGAGGAUGUGAAUGUUGGAUGCCAACCUACACAAGUUCCAAUUUUCCCGCCAGAACUACAGACAAGUUCAGAGUACAGAAAGUCUGUAUGUUUUGAGGGGCCUAGUUGGAGCUGGGCUUUACCAACAGAUCUGUCUGAACUUCUCACGUUGAAGUCUAAAUACCCACAAGCCCCAGUAAUUAUGGGAAAUACAACAGCAGCACUUUCGAUCAAACUUGGGAAGUUCAACAGCUCAAAGAUACUUUUAUACGGAGGUAAUAUUCCGGCAUUGAAGGAGGUCUGUGUUGUGGAGGGUGGUGUCAGUUUUGGUGCAGCAGUUACGUUGUCAGAACUGUCUCAACAUCUAACACAGCUAAAAGGUGAAAUUAAAGAGGGUAAUAGAAAACAUUUCCCAGCAUUAGAAGAGAUGGUUGGACGGUAUGGAGCAGACCAGAUCAGAAAUGUUGCUACGUUAAGUGGAAGUAUACUGUCAGGAAGAUCAAACUCAGAUAUAAUAACGCUGUUUACAGCUCUUGAUGCAUCAGUGUGUCUAGCUUCAGUGAAUGGAGAGAGAAAAGUUGGUAUAGAAGGACUCAGUCUACAAGAAAUGGAGGUCAUUAAAUCAGUCUUCAUCCCAAAUAGUGACCAGGAUAAGUUUACACACAGUAUGUUCUUCAAACAAGCACAGAGAAGGACUUUCUCAUUGGCAAUCAUCAACUGUGGAAUGCAUGUUAUUUUGUCGGACACAAGAACAGUAGAGAAACUUAGGAUUUGUUUUGGUGGAAUAGCAGACAAGGCAGUUUUGGCAAGGAAGACCAUGGAUUUAGCAGUUGGAAGGGUAUGGGAUGAUGAUUUGUUACACAAAGUCAUCGCUAGUUUGUCAGAAGAUUUUGCCGCUGACAACGGCAAGCCUGUUGACAACUACAAGCUGGCUGUGGCAACUGCUUUCUUCUUCAAAUUUUAUGAUAAAGUGAAAAGGAAUCUGGGACAACCUAUGUCAGAUACCAACAGUCUGGCUCCAUUGGAGCUUGAACCUAGCUCCUCAACACAGUUCUAUGAUCCCUGUACGGAGCCGGGGCAGCCUGAGAGUGAUGCUGUAGGUCGCCCAAUACCAAAUAUUUCAUCAGAGGCUGUGGUCUCAGGAGAGGCUGUGUUUAUAGAUGACAUGCCUAAACUUGCAGGUGAACUGUUUCUAAGUCUGGUGAUGAGUCGUAGAGCUCAUGCAAAGAUACUGAGUGUAGAUCCCAGUGCUGCGUUGAAGAUAGAUGGGGUCCAUGGUUUCAUUGACCACCGAGAUAUUCCAGGCAAAAACUUGUGGGGUGCUGUUGAAAAGACAGAAGAAAUCUUUGCUUCUAAGGAGGUACUGGGUAUAGGUCAGCCUAUUGGAGCUGUGCUAGCAGAGACAAGGGAAAUAGCAAGAAAAGCAACAUACUUGGUCAAGAUACAGUAUGAGGAUCUCAAGCCUAUACUCACUCUCGAGGAAGCCAUUGCAGCUGAGAGCUUCUUUGGUGGUGGAGCAUGCACUCAUCAGCUUGAAGGAGAUGUAGAGAAAGGAUUUAAAGAAUCAGACCAUGUUGUGACAGGUGAAUAUAGAACGGGGCAUCAGGAACAUUUCUAUAUGGAACCGCAUGGUGCAUACGCCAUACCUAAGGUAGAAAAUAAUGAGUUAGAGAUGUAUUGUACAGCUCAACAGCUCAUGAACAAUCAGGAAAGUAUAUGUGAAGUCCUAAAUAUCCCGCAGCAUAAAGUGAAUGUGAAGGUGAGACGACUUGGUGGAAGUUUUGGCGGGAAAGAUACUAGAAACGUAGUAAUAUCUGCUCCAGUAGCCAUUGCAGCUCACAAGUAUAAGCGUCCAGUGAGAUGUGUGUUACCAAGGGAAAUAGACAUGGAAAUCAUGGGGAAACGUGAUCCCUUCCUGGGAAAGUAUAAGGUUGGUUUUACUAAAGAAGGAAAGUUGAAAGCUUUGGAUUUGAAGAUGUAUAACCAAGGUGGAUAUAGUCUGGAUAACUCUGUGGAGGUGAUUUCAACAGCAACAGACAACUUUGAGAGUGGAUAUAAGAUAGAAAACGUCAAGUUGGAGGCAUUCACCUGUAAAACCAACACACCAUCUAACACGUCAUUCCGAGGAUUUGGAGGUGCACAAGCGAUUCUUAUAAUGGAAGACAUUUUAUUUAAUAUUUCUUGCACUCUUGGUGUUAGUCAAGAGCAGGUAAGAGCAGUGAAUCUGUACAAAGAGGGUGACACUACACCACACGGAUUGAAACUUGAGAAUUGUACUGUAAGGCAGUUAUGGGAGCAGUGUAAAGAACAAAGUAAAUAUGAGCAAAGGAUGAAAGAUGUAAAGGCUUUUAACAGGGAAAAUAAAUGGAGGAAAAAGGGCAUUGCCAUGACUACAGAGAAGUUUGGUGUAGGCUUUCCCCCAGUUUUUCUCAAUCAAGGAACUGCGUUGGUGAACAUCUACCGAGAUGGUACAGUGCUGGUUACACACGGUGGAGUAGAAAUGGGACAAGGAUUGAAUACAAAAAUUAUCCAGAUUGCAUCAAGAGCAUUGGGUAUACCGGUUGACCUUAUCUACACCAAUGAGACUAGCACGGAAAGGAUUCCCAAUCCCACUCUGACUGGAGGAAGCAUGGGCACAGAUAUAUAUGGUCCUGCUGUUCUCGAUGCCUGCAAUAUUUUAACGGAGAGACUUGAACCUAUGAAGAAAAAGUUUACAGACCUAUCAUGGCAAAAACUGAUACAGAAAGCCUACUUUCAGAGAGUCAAACUCAUUGCUACAGGAUUUUCAAGGAAAGCGAAAGAUGGGGACUGGGAUCGCAAUAAAAGGGUAGGACGUAACUAUGACUAUUUUACAUAUGGUGCUGUGUGCACAGAAGUGGAGAUUGAUGUCUUAACUGGAGAAAAUCAGGUUUUGCAAGCUGAUAUUGUGUUUGAUGUUGGCAAAAGUUUGAACCCAGCUAUAGACGUAGGACAGAUAGAGGGCGGAUUUAUACAGGGACUUGGUAUGGCAACAAUGGAGGAGAUUGAACCGGACGCAACAGGAAAAAUGCAGAAUUGUAGCCCUCUCAGUUAUAAGAUACCAAACGUGAGAAGUAUUCCAAGAAAGUUUAAUGUGACACUCCUGAAGAAUCACAAUUACGUCACAACAGCAUAUUCUUCAAAGGGUGUGGGGGAGCCACCAUUGUUGCUGUCAAUGUCGGUGAUAUCUGCCAUAAAGCAUGCAGUACAAGAAGCACGUGCUCAGGUCGGAGUACAUGGAUACUUUCAGCUGGACUCACCUGCCACUGUAGAGAGAAUUCGAGAAGCCUGUGGGAAUCAAAUGGGCGGAAUUUAAUAGUGCUCUCGUUUUGUUUUGUUACAUUAUGUACUGAUGCUUCUUUUAAAAUGACAAAUGUACUGUGGUCAUAUUCACCCCUUAUCAUAGUAGCACUGACUUUCAAAUAAAAAAAUCACAAUAUUAUGUGAAAUGAAUUCAUCUUGAUAUAUCAAGUUUAUUCGUACAUGUACUUAAUACAUAAAUUAGACUGUUAGUUCUCUGAAAAGCCCUAUAUUCUUGACAAAAACUGUUCCAUAAAUGAAAUUCUGUAUUAUUUCUUUCUUUUUUGUUUAAAAGAUGAUUAGUGUUUUGUUGUUUGAGGCUAUCAGCUGCAGUUAUUUUAAACAAUGCAUUUACCAUGCAGACAAUUGGGUGAAGCAGUGUUUUAUAUUCAAGACUUUUUUUAUUUUAAUAUAUACAUGUGGUGGGGGAAUUGCUGCAUAAUCAGAGCAAAAAUACCACUUUUUGUUCAUUACUAUGGUCCCUUGAUUUUCCAGAUGGCCUUGUGAAAAUUCAGAUUCCUAGAAAAUUUCUGGAGGUAACACUUUAUAAUGCUGAUACAUUCAACCCUGUGUGUUAUCUUUAGUUGUUCCUAGUGCAUAGAAAGGAAAUUUUAACAACAUUUUACUAGUUGAAAACCAGUUAUUGGGACUAGUCAUUUUACAUUAUACCCAGACUUUUUGUAUUAUAACAGAUUGUAUAUGUGACACAGUAUAGUAUAGACAUACAUUAGAUCAUGUUUAGAUAAUUAGUCACCUUACAGUAGGGGACUUUUGAUGGUAUGGCAGUGCUUUAUUCACUUGAUGAACAUGUUGUAUGAAUAACAGAGAGAGAAUCAUCUGUCAUCUCUGUGUUGCAGGAGAAUAUAUUUAACCUGCUGUAUUUCUAUAAUAGACUGGUCCAUCAUUCAGUUUGGGCAGUACCAUUUAUUAUUUGAAGGGGUGUUUACUGAAAAUUUACUGACUGAAUAGCGAACAGUGCGGACCAUGAUCAGCCAGCAGGCUAAACGUUAAGCUCUGUAGCAUUGCUCUUUUUUGGACAUUGUAUACUUGAAAAUAUGUACUUUUAUUCUCGAAAAUAUGUACUUAUAUUCUCGAAAAUAUGUAUUUUUAUUCUUGUCCAUGUUACAUUUAAACUACCCAGUCAGGGAUGCUACCUCAAGACUUUACAUACUUACUUUUUAUUCAGUUCCAGUUUUCAUGUAUAUUUAAUGUUUAUUGUAUUUUAAUUGUAGAAAAUAAGGAAUCAUUUUGAUAAAAAGAAUACAUCUCAAAAGACUGUGUACAGUAAUUUUAA
Messenger RNA from Mercenaria mercenaria, 6221 nucleotides. Its product is annotated as xanthine dehydrogenase/oxidase-like. The record is from RefSeq and is a predicted model, not a curated record. Gene Ontology annotation, molecular function: 2 iron, 2 sulfur cluster binding; iron ion binding; FAD binding. The coding region runs from base 1233 to 4943 and encodes 1236 amino acids. NCBI's taxonomy places the organism in Eukaryota, Metazoa, Mollusca, Bivalvia, Venerida, Veneridae. The transcript is spliced from 41 exons.